Molecule: messenger RNA, 453 nt
Organism: Cladocopium goreaui
Lineage: Eukaryota; Dinophyceae; Suessiales; Symbiodiniaceae
Source: the annotation of a GenBank genome assembly
AUGCGGGCGGACAUGGAAAAGGCAGCAGAUUCUGAGAGAACUCUGAAACUUCUCGAGGUGUUUGCAGUGAAUAGCGUUGCAACUCCACGGGGUGGAAGUGGCCUAUACCUACGCUGCAGUCGUGCCAACCACAGCUGUCGGCCCAAUGGAUUCUUUCGUGUCAGCAAGGAUGGACACCUGGCACUGGUGGCCAGGAGAGCUAUCUCUGCCGGAGAGGAGGUCACCAUUUCGUACCUCCCCGAGUCUGAGCUUCUUCAGCCCUUGGCGCGGCGCCAGCGCUCCCUGACGCGCUUCGGGUUUCAGUGUCGUUGCGAGCGUUGCUGCGCCGACGACCUUCGGAGCUUUCGCUGCACGUGCCAGGCCCUCGUGGAGUACAGAGACGGUGGAUGGCAGUGUGACUGCGGGCUUCGCUAUUCGGAGGAGGAGAUUCAACAAGUGGAGGACUGGGUUUGA